Molecule: messenger RNA, 450 nt
Organism: Aspergillus pseudonomiae
Lineage: Eukaryota; Fungi; Ascomycota; Eurotiomycetes; Eurotiales; Aspergillaceae
Exons: 3
Coding region: 134-370 (78 amino acids)
Source: RefSeq, a predicted model, not a curated record
CGUCCGGGGAUCCCGGUAAUUAAGCACCUGUUCAAGGCGUGCGGCGCUCGUCUCGACGCCUCGAAGGAGUAGAGCGGAAGACGUCGAGGUGAGCGGGAGGGAGGUUAAAGACCCCAGAAGAAACAUUACGCGGAUGGACGAGAGAUGGGAACGGUAUUGCCGAAAGAGGAAUAAAAAAUUACAGGGCGCUACCAGAUUCCUUGUGGGCGAACCCUGCUUCGGCUCUUCGCGAAGCAAGGAAAAAGGAGUUGACUCUGUUCCUUUGUUGGUGCCUAUGUUUGCGGCGAGGGAAGAAUGGCCGGAAGCUAAAGGGUAUCAAGAAAUUCAAGUCUUUGGAUACCGAUUGGAAGUCAUUCCUCCGUCACUAUAAAAAAGUUACCAGGGAACCCAUGGAUGAUGCGCUCGGAAGGCGAAUUAGAAAGAGUAUUCGCAGGAUUGCAAGGGAGCAUG